This is a messenger RNA of Pseudozyma flocculosa PF-1, 1458 nucleotides long. RefSeq lists its product as uncharacterized. The coding region runs from base 1 to 1458 and encodes 485 amino acids. The record is from RefSeq and is a predicted model, not a curated record. Gene Ontology annotation, biological process: positive regulation of mitochondrial translation. Lineage: Eukaryota; Fungi; Basidiomycota; Ustilaginomycetes; Ustilaginales; Ustilaginaceae. The transcript has 2 exons.
AUGCUGCCAUCGCUAGGCGCACGCACCCCAUCAAAACCGCUCACGAAACCCGUCCAAAUAUCCUACGCUCCCAGCAAGUCCGGCUCGGGCGGCGGCUCUCUCACCUUUAACCUGCCCCCACACCUCAUCACCGCCCUCAAGCAGCAGGCUCCCCCUUCGACAAAAUCGGCAAAGUCAAAGGCCGCCUCCGCAUCCGCUGCCGCAAAAGCCGCAAGGGCAGCCCGCGAGGAUACAUCCCUCGACGAUACCAUCGCCAAUGACGACGUCGUCCUUCCCCGACGCCAACCUGCCGCCGCCAACCGCAAGCACGUCUCCGAGGUCUUUGCCUGGGCCACCGCCUACCAGUACGACUUCAACGCCCUCAUCCGCUCCGGUCGCCUCCCUCCAGGCUGGAAGUGGGUAGAGCGCGACGAAGUCAUCUACGUGCCUUCCUGGCCCCACCACCAGCAGCCAGACAGCUCCUCGGCACCCCAGACCGCUCAACCGUCGGCGUCGACCUCAUCCGCACCCACGGGCGAGGUCUUUAUCUUCCGCUCCGGCUCCUACAUCACCUGGAACCUCUCGCUCUCGCAAUCCCAGCGCUUCCUGCGCCAGGUCAUCCAGGGCCGCGACCUCCAGCACGUCGUCGAGCUCGGCCGGUAUACGGAGAUGGGAGACGAGACCAUGGAGUGCCUCGUCGACCCCUCCGAGACGACGCGCAUCCGCGACGGCCUGAUCGUCCUCGGCAAAUCGCCCGUAGAAGCCGACCAGGAUGCGCAGUCGUCGGUGUCGGAUGCCGAGCCGUCGUCGUCGUCGUCGUCGUCGUCGUCGCCUUCGUCGACCGCACCGCCACCAACGACCUCGAUUGACGAAGAGUGGACGCCGCUGCGGGCCAAGCUCGCCUUUUCCCAGGGCCUGGCGACGUCGGCGCGGCUGUCGGUGCAGGAGCAGACGCUGUCGCACUUUCUCGCCUCGGUCUCGGCCAUCCCGCACCAGCUCGAGACGACGGGCCGCGUACCGCUGACGCGGGCCCAGGUGAUCCGGCAGAUGGGCACGCUGCUGCGCCUGCGCCAAAAGGCCAACCUGGACCGCGACAACUUCUACGACGAGCCCGAGCUCUACUGGGACAAUGCGCCCAUGGAGGACCACUUCCGCGGCAUCUGCGCCGAGCUCGACAUCUCGUCGCGCUUCGAGACCUUCAACGACAAGCUCGACCACUGCGAGAACCUGCUCGGCGUCGUGCGCGCCCUCCUCACCGAGAGCACCACGCACCGCAUGGAGGUCAUCAUCAUUGCCCUCAUCGCCUUCGAGGCCGGCAUCGCGCUACUCAGCCACGGCUGGAUCCCAGAGUGGGUCGUGGAUGCCUGGAGGGGCGUCGAGGAGCUGCUGGGUUGGAGCGACGCAGACGCCGCCGCCGCCGCCAUGGCCAUCGAGCAGAGGGGCAACGAGGAAAAGGUCAAUCUCGCCGCCGCUUCCUAG